CACGAGCCAUCGCCUUCCCUCAAACCACAGCCCCCUCCCCCCCGCCUCUUCCCCGGGAGCUUGCAUUUGUCGCUCAGACCUUCAGUCCCAGACCGGAAUUAUUAUUGUGGUGCCUGCUUUUGGCCACUGUGCAGCCUCGAUUCUUGGGCCGAGCUCGUUCGUCGAUCGCAAACUUGCCCGCUCCUUCUGCUCCCUUUCUUUUCAUUUCCUUUGGCUCUUUCUUUCCCCUCUGUCAGCUCACCCCCGAAACUCGAUCGCGCCAGUAAUUUUUUUCGCUCUGUGAUUUUCUUUCUGGCGUUGUGACAAUAGGUACCUGCGGUGUUCGUCGGGUCCAGGUGUCCUGAUAGGUCGAUGCUGUUCACCUCCGCAGGCAGCUAAUGGUUGAGAGCCUUCGCUGUCUGGGACAUCGAACGAGAAUAUGGGUUCAUGUUUGAGCUCGGAGUCGACAGGAGAUGCGGAACAGAAGAAACACAGCCAGGCGAUCGAUCGCAGGUUAGAGGAGGAUUCGCGGCGUUUACGGAAGGAAUGCAAGAUCCUACUACUGGGAUCCGGUGAAAGCGGAAAGUCAACGAUUGUCAAACAGAUGAAGAUCAUUCACCAGAAUGGCUACUCAACAGAAGAAUUGCUCUUAUAUCGCAUCACGGUCUAUAAGAAUCUCCUGGAUUGCGCCAAGUCCAUCACUGGAGCCUACCGGCAGUUUAGUCUGGAGCCGUCGAGCCAGAAAGUUCGCGACUAUAUUAAAUACCUCGACAACUACAAUAUCGACCCCGAUCCGACCAAAUUCCUCGAUCCGGAAGUAGGGGACGCGAUCACAUAUCUCUGGAAUGACCCGUGCACGUCGACAGUAUUGGAGCAUCAGAAUGAGUUCUACCUGAUGGACUCUGCGCCAUAUUUCUUCGAGGAAGCGAAACGGAUCUCGUCGCAAGGGUACACCCCGAAUGUCAACGAUGUGCUUCGCGCGAGAACAAAGACCACCGGUAUCUACGAAACACGGUUCACGAUGGGCCAAUUGAGCAUACACAUGUUUGACGUUGGCGGCCAACGAAGCGAGCGGAAGAAGUGGAUCCAUUGUUUCGAGAAUGUCACUUCGAUCAUUUUCUGUGUGGCAUUGAGUGAGUAUGAUCAGGUACUCCUCGAAGAAAGCAACCAAAACCGAAUGAUGGAGAGUCUGGUGCUGUUCGAUUCUGUCGUUAAUUCCCGGUGGUUUAUGCGGACCAGUAUCAUCCUCUUCUUGAACAAGGUCGAUCUGUUCCGCCAGAAACUCCCUCGGUCGCCGUUGAGCGAUUACUUCCCCGAUUAUCUGGGCGGCAACGACGUCAAUCGCGCUGCCAAAUAUCUUCUGUGGCGGUUCAACCAGGUCAACCGGGCCCAUUUGAACCUUUAUCCCCAUCUAACCCAAGCGACCGACACGACGAAUAUCCGCCUGGUAUUUGCUGCUGUCAAGGAGACAAUUUUGCAGAACGCCUUGAAAGACUCGGGCAUUCUCUAGGUUUCUCCCGGCCCAUCUCUAGCCACAUGGCUGUCAUGCCGAUCAGAGUCGCUACUUUAGCAUGGCAUUGGUUCGCAGGACUGACUCAACCUUACACUGACUCCUCACGGUGUUGACGUUCCUUUUUCCCUUUGUGCCCUCCUUUUACUCUAAUACCGUUUGCUUUUUCUCUUUAUUGAUACUCUCUCGUGUUUAAUGGAUCGGGAACUGGCGUUGUGGUGCUAUAAUACUGCCUCUUAGUCCAUUUGUUAGGCGCUGGGUUGGGAUA
This is a messenger RNA of Aspergillus candidus, 1757 nucleotides long. It is a transcript of the gene gpaB, whose product is annotated as guanine nucleotide-binding protein subunit alpha gpaB. Lineage: Eukaryota; Fungi; Ascomycota; Eurotiomycetes; Eurotiales; Aspergillaceae. The coding region runs from base 419 to 1489 and encodes 356 amino acids. Gene Ontology annotation, cellular component: heterotrimeric G-protein complex. The record is from RefSeq and is a predicted model, not a curated record. The transcript has 6 exons. Gene Ontology annotation, biological process: adenylate cyclase-activating G protein-coupled receptor signaling pathway. Gene Ontology annotation, molecular function: G-protein beta/gamma-subunit complex binding; G protein-coupled receptor binding; GTP binding.